Messenger RNA from Lacerta agilis (Sand lizard), 1247 nucleotides. RefSeq names its product FKBP prolyl isomerase like (gene FKBPL). Gene Ontology annotation, molecular function: protein binding. The transcript has 3 exons. Bases 294 to 1241 code for a protein of 315 amino acids. NCBI's taxonomy places the organism in Eukaryota, Metazoa, Chordata, Lepidosauria, Squamata, Lacertidae. The record is from RefSeq and is a predicted model, not a curated record.
GGGACUAGAUAAACGAGUGCGUGACUGAGGGAGAACCUGAAGGAUAUGCCCUGCUCAUCCUUCCAGUGCUGAGGACCAGUACUGAGCAAAUGAGAUGAGGAACUGAAGCUGGAAGACUGUUGACGUCGCCCAGAGCCACACAGGGAAUCCUUGGCUGAGCUGUAAUUCGGAGUUGGGUGGAAAGGCCGGAUUGCCUCCUCGCAAACAGCUCCUUAACGCCCUUCCCUUCCCUUGCUGGCGUUCAGGAGCAUCGCACCCCCAAAGCUGGCAACACCUGACCGGUUGAUUACGUGAUGGCAAGUACAGAGCCGGUCACCGAGAAGAUGCCGGGCAAGAAACCCAACCAGGGGUCAGCCGUUGGCCAAGGGAGCAGCCAUGGCGCAUCCGUUGGGAGUGGAGGAGAGGAGAGCAGGGCCAAGGUGGAAGGAGAGAACCUGAAAGAGAACCUGCCCCCUCGGGACCCAGCCAACAGGGACAUCCCUUGGGCCUGCCCAGACGGCACGUUCGUCAAACUGGUCCUGGAGACCGGCACGGGUUUAGACAAGCCUAAAGAAGGCUCCCUCUGCCAGGUCUUCCUCGAAGCUGAGCCAGGAUCGCCCUUGAGUUACCCAACCCACCGGUGGGCUGAAGUGGAGCUGGGUGGCGGCGAUGCCGAGUGGGACGGGGUCGUGGACCGUUGCCUGGAGACUAUGCUGGCUGGGGAGCAGGCCAAGGCGAGGUUGGCAGCGGGAGGCUCCGUGACCGUCCGGUUAGCGAGCUUCACGGAGGCCAAAGACUCCUGGGAGAUGAGUGCCGCCGAGAAGUGGGACUUGGUCCUCGGCAACAAAGAACGGGGCGGGGAGCUGUACCGGGCAGGGGACGUUGCCGCUGCGGCACGGCGCUAUGCCAGGGCCUUGCGGCUGCUCGUAGUGGCUGCCCCUCCGCCGGACUACGACCAGAUCAAAGCGGAGCUGCAUGCCAACCUGGCUGCCUGCCAGCUGAGGCUGCACCAGCCGGCCAAUGCCGCCUGCAACUGCACCAAGACGCUGGCCCUGCAGCCGGCCAACACCAAGGCCCUCUUCCGGCGGGGCUUGGCUCACGAUGCCAUGAACGACCUGGAGGGGGCGGCGCAGGACCUGAAGGGGGUUCUGCAGGUGGAACCGGGGAACCGGGCAGCCCGGAGAGAACUGGAAAGAGUGAUGGAGAGGAUCAGGGCUCGGGAUGCCAAGCUGGCCCGAGCCAUGCAGAAAAUGUUUGCCUAAAUAAAA